GUGCACGUUUGUGUUCUACACUUUUUGGAUACUUGACGAGAAUGAAAGUUAAUAUUUUCAUAGUGGUAUUCGGGUUGAUUUGGUCGAUGGCUGCUGGGAUGAAGCAAGGACAAUGUAGUCUACAAAAAGCCGAAGGAGAUUGCUAUGCACUUAUCCCACGCUUUUAUUACAACGCAGAAAGCAACGAAUGCCUUAAAUUCCACUAUGGUGGCUGCGGAGGUAACGAUAAUAACUUCCUGACGAAGGAAGAAUGUGAAAAAGCUUGUAAAGAAUUUUGGCCGGUUAUAAAGACGAACAGAUUUGGGAAUCAUCCAGUUGCAAUUGUAUUUUGGCAACAUUCGCUCGUGAAGCUAAGGAAGAUGAAAGUUAGUAUUUUCAUAAUACUAUUUGGAUUGAUUCUGUCGGCGGGUGCAAGCCUAAAGCAAGCAAAAUGUGGUCUACCGAAAGUCGAAGGUCUUUGCGAUGCACUUUUCCCACGUUUUCACUACAAUCCAGAUAGCGAAGAAUGUCAGCAGUUCUUUUAUGGUGGCUGCGGGGGCAAUGAUAAUAACUUCAUGACGAAGGAAGAAUGUGAAAAAGCUUGUAAAUAA
Messenger RNA from Hermetia illucens (black soldier fly), 590 nucleotides. Its product is annotated as boophilin-G2-like. Lineage: Eukaryota; Metazoa; Arthropoda; Insecta; Diptera; Stratiomyidae. Gene Ontology annotation, molecular function: serine-type endopeptidase inhibitor activity. The transcript has 4 exons. The record is from RefSeq and is a predicted model, not a curated record. The coding region runs from base 42 to 590 and encodes 182 amino acids.